Molecule: messenger RNA, 489 nt
Organism: Guillardia theta CCMP2712
Lineage: Eukaryota; Cryptophyceae; Pyrenomonadales; Geminigeraceae
Exons: 3
Coding region: 1-489 (162 amino acids)
Source: RefSeq, a predicted model, not a curated record
AUGUACCACUCCAGCCAACCAGAGUCGAUCGGCUCUGCCCCAGCCCCAUCCUCCUCAGUCAGCGCUACUGAUCCUAUUGUGCUGUCCGUGUUCCGUCGACAAAGACCAAAAUGCCGUCCAGCCAUCGGAGACGCUGGCAGGAGCCUGCGCUCUUCUGCCGCUGUAUGGCCACCGGAUGCCAAGGGCCUUGCAUGCGUUCUUCAAGGCCGUGAGCGAUACUCCCUGCAGUACCGAGUGAGCGACGCCAACCUUGACGGGGAAAAGAGUUGCGAGAGUAUAGCAGUGUACAGACGGAGAGAAUUGGAGGGAGUGGAUGAUGACGAUGAUGACGAUGAGGAUGAGGACGAGCAGCAGCAGGAGCAGCAGCAGGAGCAGCAGCAGGAGCAGCAGCAGGAGCAGCAGCAGCAGCAGCAGCAGCAGCAGGAGCAGCAGCAGCUGGAGGAAGAGGGCCUUACAAGGGUGUCGGCGGCAUCGGCCUGUCGGAGGUGA